ACCAAUUCUGCCAUUUCAAUCAACAAAAAUUGUGAUUCGGUUUUUUGGUUUUGUAAACUAGAAAAUAAAAUUGAAUUAAAAACAUUUUUCACAGUUAAUAUUGCUGUCCUGGGAUGUCAGUCAUACGUAAAUCGUCCCUUGACAUUUUAUCUGUAGGGAAAUGGAUCCUUCGUAGAGAUUGUCGCCUCUUAUCUGCAGUACCUGAAAAAGUGGAGGUGGCUGAAAAAGCUCAAGAAGAAAUUGAAAAACUUAGCGGUCGUAAGAGGAGAUUUAAUAAUCCCGUGCUUGAGUACAGACAUGUCUACCCUGAAUUCCUGCCCGAUCCCAAUCCCAAAUGGCGUAACAGCUUACGUGAAAAAAUGGAAAGAGCAGAUAUGUUAAAAAGGAGAAGUCAAAUUGACAUACCAGAAUUUUACGUAGGCUCAAUAUUGGCAGUGACUAUAUCUGAUCCACAUGCUCAGGGGAAAACAAACAGAUUUGUUGGUAUUUGUAUUGAGCGCAAGGGUUGUGGCCUCAGAGCUGAGUUUAUACUAAGGAAUGUUGUUGAUCAUCAGGGAGUAGAGGUCAAAUAUGAACUUUAUGAUCCUACAAUACAAUCAAUACAAGUACUUAGGUUAGAGAAACGGCUAGAUGACAAAUUGUACUAUUUGCGUGAUGCAUUACCUGAGUACUGCACAUUCCCUCAAGAUAUGGACCCAGAAAUGUUACCUGAAGGCACCCCUGUGCCUUUAAAUCCAGUACAGGUAAAGUUGAAACCAAAGCCCUGGCUCGAAAGGUGGGAGAGGCAAGACUUGAAAGGUGUCUCAAAUAUAGAAGAACACUUAAAAGAAAAGGACAGAGUUCGAAGGGAGUUAAGAAAAACGCCAUGGGAGAAAUAUGAUUUAAUGAAACAAUACAGAAAAACAAUUCCAGCUGAAGAUCAAACAGAGAUAUGGAGCGAAGUUUACAACCAAUUGCAACAAAUGCGCGUAUCCCGCAAGAAGCUAUCAAGGAAACGUCUAUUCACAACGCCUAAGCCGCAACUUGGCUAGCUAAAAUAAAUCGUUUAGUUUACGCUUAAUAAAUUAGAUGUAAUGUUAAAA
This is a messenger RNA of Pararge aegeria (speckled wood butterfly), 1082 nucleotides long. RefSeq names its product 39S ribosomal protein L19, mitochondrial (gene mRpL19). NCBI's taxonomy places the organism in Eukaryota, Metazoa, Arthropoda, Insecta, Lepidoptera, Nymphalidae. Gene Ontology annotation, cellular component: mitochondrial large ribosomal subunit; ribosome. Gene Ontology annotation, biological process: translation. Gene Ontology annotation, molecular function: structural constituent of ribosome. The record is from RefSeq and is a predicted model, not a curated record. The transcript is spliced from 6 exons. The coding region runs from base 114 to 1031 and encodes 305 amino acids.